GACUCCAAAGAACCUAACCCUGCCCGCUGGCUGAAGAUGGCGAUUACUGCCAGACGAGUGAUCGGGCCAGGGCCGGCGGGGCCAGGGCCGGGGCCAGGGCCGGGGCCAGGGCCGGGGCCAGGGCCGGGGCCAGGGCCGGGGCCAGGGCCGGGGCCAGGGCCGGGGCCAGGGCCGGGGCCAGGGCCGGGGCCAGGGCCGGGGCCAGGGCCGGCGGGGCCAGGGCCGGGGCCGGGGCCGGGGCCAGGGCCGGGGCCAGGGCCGGGGCCAGGGCCGGGGCCAGGGCCGGGGCCAGGGCCGGGGCCAGGGCCGGGGCCAGGGCCGGGGCCAGGGCCGGGGCCAGGGCCGGGGCCAGGGCCGGGGCCAGGGCCGGGGCCAGGGCCGGGGCCAGGGCCGGGGCCAGGGCCGGGGCCAGGGCCGGGGCCAGGGCUCACUCACUCUACCCUCCCGACGGUGCAGGGACGUGACGUCAACUCCGCAACCAACAUCCGGCACGCGCUGGUGGAGAUGCUGCUGGGGCACAAGCGACCUGCAUCGCUGCAGACUGGCGGAGGCGGCGGCAGCGGUGGCGGCGGCAGCAGCGGCGGCGGCAGCGGCGGCGGCGGCGGCAGCGGCGGCGGCGCGUGCGCGCAUCUUGGUAGCGGAGGGGGCGGGAAAGGCCACGUGGAGGAGGAGAGCGCAGCGCCGCCCAAGAAGCGGCGCAAGCGCGCAGGCUGAGGAGCCGGCUGGUGUCUAGGUAGCCGUCCGCGGUGCGGGCUGGCAGGGCAUGCGUAGGGGCAUGACAAGUAGUGCGGCUGUUGACAAGUCUGCUGCGUCUGGCUACGGUUGGCUCUGCUGUGGCAUCGCGACUGCUAGAUAGGCACCUGGUUUGGCUAUGUGCCUGUGGAAACCGACCCCGGCUAUGUCCGGGCGAUGAGGUUGUUCGGCCUCAGACUGUGGAAGGGCUUAGCCCCUUUUCCCGUGACCGGGGAACACUUGUCUGCAACAUUCUGCUAUGCAGUAGCAAAUGGAUCAAGGCAACGCGGGCCCGUCAAGAGCAGCGGUACCAAGAGAGCCCGUCGUUGCUUCUUCCCAGUGGCAUCAUCACAGUACGGUGCACAUAUUAAAGACCUGGCGGCGGCGGGCACUGUAGCAGGACGACUACCCAAUGCCCUGCGGUGUCAUACCUUGGUGCGCGGAAGCAGAGGAGAGGACGGAGCGGGAAGCGCCGACUCGGAAGUGGGCUUGCGGUAGAAGGCGCUAAACAUGAACUAGAGAGAGAUAGACCGG
Messenger RNA from Chlamydomonas reinhardtii, 1266 nucleotides. RefSeq lists its product as uncharacterized. The transcript is spliced from 2 exons. The coding region runs from base 37 to 714 and encodes 225 amino acids. Lineage: Eukaryota; Viridiplantae; Chlorophyta; Chlorophyceae; Chlamydomonadales; Chlamydomonadaceae. The record is from RefSeq and is a predicted model, not a curated record.